AUGACUGCCCAAAUGUCGUAUGGUGGAGAAUCUAGCAUGCCGCGAGGUGACCCGCUAGCUGGGUGGAAAGAGGAGAACCUAGCAGCACCUAAAGCGUCACUACAACAAGGUUGGCAGGAACAUCAUCUAGCGACACCGCAACAUGCUCAUGAGCCAGCACAUAGCUACCAGCAGACUCUGUAUGAUGAUCAUCCGUCUAUGAUGGGUCUUCAGGACUCUGAAGAACUUGCGUCAACACCACUACCACGAGCUGCUGCAAGUAGAGGAGUAACAGAUGCAGAAAAGGCCGCAUGUUCCCAGUGCGACAUACGCUGGCCACCACCUAAAUCAGCCCAUCCCAAGCCCCUCCAACUCCUACUCGAUGACAGAGACCCAAGGCGUAUUUACUACCAUCUUAUCCACGAGAACCUUGCUCCUGAAUCCAAAUUCUCGAAAAAAGAAAUCCAAUCAAAGGCCCAAUCCUUCUUUACCCAGAAAUUUCCACCCCCUGAGGCGAGUCCCAUACCAGGUAAGUCGCCUCAGGACCUGCAGGAGGCAGAAAAACAAGCAGAUUUUGAAGAAAAAGGACGGCUGCGCAAAGCGAUCAUCACGACAAAGUUGCAAAAGAAGAUGAGAGAGGUUAGCACGGGGCCCAGGGGGUCGAUUUGGUUGCUGGAGGAGGAGAGUGUGGAGGUGUGGAGAUGUAUUGAGGUUUUGCAAAAGGGCGAUCUGAAGAAGGCGGUUAGGAUUGGGCCGAUGGUGGAGAGGUUUGAGAUUUUUGGAGUUGGGUUGAAGGGGGAGAAGGAUCAUGUGCUGUUGUUGAGCCAGAAUGUCGAUGGGUGA
This is a messenger RNA of Plenodomus lingam JN3, 822 nucleotides long. NCBI's taxonomy places the organism in Eukaryota, Fungi, Ascomycota, Dothideomycetes, Pleosporales, Leptosphaeriaceae. The record is from RefSeq and is a predicted model, not a curated record.